AUGUUCUUCGCUCUGUUUGGUUAUGGUCAACCAGCAACACAUUAUGUAUCGUCAGUUGCAAAUACACGUCGCGACUUCUACGGAAAGCUCGACUUCCACCGCCAAGGUCUCUUCGAUCAUUUGAUCGGAUCCAGCGCUCAGGAACUACUGUACUUCAGCGGUGGCGGCGGCGGCUCAACGGGCUCCUCCUCGAUGAAGACAGCGCUCAACAAGAUCUUCGAUCAAUAUCGUGAAGAUCCCAAGGCAGAGCCAGAUCUAGUUGGUAUCGAGGGAACGAUGAAGUAUUUUGGAGAUCUGAACGUGGAUCUUGAAGGUCUGGAGUCGUUCGCAGCACACGAGAUUGUCCAGGCUCCUGCUAUGGGAGAACUGAGUCGAGAAGGAUUCGUCAACGGCUGGCAAGAGCGGAACUGCGACACCAUAGAGAAGCAGAAGGCCUACAUCAAGAACCUCAAGUCAGAGCUCCCAGGCAACCGGGAACUCUUCGAUCGCGUCUACAAGUACGCCUUCACCAUCGCGAAAGCCGGCAACUCAAAACAAGCUGCUCUCGAGCAAGCGAUUGCCUUCUGGGACCUCCUCUUCGCCUCACCCCUGUCUGCAAUCAAGUGGUCAAGCGCCAGUACGCCCUGGCUAGACUGGUGGAAGGACUUCCUCACCACCUCGUUCAAGAAGAGCGUGAACAAGGACAUGUGGAACGAGACGUUGAAGUUCGCCAAGCUUACACUUGCCGAUGAGGCCAUGACCUUCUGGACCGAGGAAUCGUCGUGGCCGUCGGUCAUCGAUGACUUUGUAGAGUGGGUCAAGACAGAGAAGCGCGGCGGUUCAAAGGAGGAACCUAUGGACGAGGAGUACUGA
Messenger RNA from Parastagonospora nodorum SN15, 852 nucleotides. RefSeq lists its product as hypothetical. The transcript has 3 exons. The coding region runs from base 1 to 852 and encodes 283 amino acids. The record is from RefSeq and is a predicted model, not a curated record. NCBI's taxonomy places the organism in Eukaryota, Fungi, Ascomycota, Dothideomycetes, Pleosporales, Phaeosphaeriaceae. Gene Ontology annotation, molecular function: ubiquitin-like protein binding; cullin family protein binding; ubiquitin conjugating enzyme binding. Gene Ontology annotation, cellular component: ubiquitin ligase complex. Gene Ontology annotation, biological process: positive regulation of ubiquitin-protein transferase activity; protein neddylation.